Molecule: messenger RNA, 1440 nt
Organism: Penicillium alfredii
Lineage: Eukaryota; Fungi; Ascomycota; Eurotiomycetes; Eurotiales; Aspergillaceae
Product: serine incorporator domain-containing protein
Exons: 4
Coding region: 1-1440 (479 amino acids)
Cellular component (GO): membrane
Source: RefSeq, a predicted model, not a curated record
AUGGGUGCCCUCCUAUCUCUACCGUUGAUGGCGGUACCGAGUGUUGGUACACUCGUAACCGUCGGAACAUCAUGCUGUGGUGCUGCAACAUGCUCUGCUGUCUGCAGUGCUUGUGGGAAAUUCCAGAACAGUAUGGCGACACGGAUCGCUUAUGCGUUCAUUCUCUUGAUCAACUCGAUUAUAUCCUGGAUCAUGCUCACCCCAUGGGCACUCAAGAAGUUGCAACACUUGACACUAGACUACAUGGAGAUUCGGUGCGAUGGGAAAGAAUGCCAUGGAUGGGUGGCGGUCCACCGCAUCAACUUUGGCCUCGGUCUCUUUCAUCUGAUCCUUGCGCUCCUCCUUCUCGGUGUCAAAACCUCCAAAGAUAGCCGCGCGGCGAUUCAGAAUGGUUUCUGGGGCCCCAAGGUCGUUCUCUGGGUGGCCUUUGUGGUCAUGUCAUUCUUCAUCCCCGAGCCUUUCUUCUUCGUCUACGGCAACUACAUCGCUUUCUUCAGCGCCAUGCUCUUUUUGCUUUUGGGUCUGAUUCUAUUGGUGGACCUUGCGCACUCGUGGGCCGAGUUGUGCCUGCAAAAGAUUGAGGACAGCGACUCCCGUUUGUGGCGUGGCCUGCUUAUUGGCUCCACCCUCGGCAUGUACCUGGCGUCGCUCGUCAUGACAAUCCUGAUGUACAUUUUCUUCGCGAAGAGCGGGUGCUCCAUGAACCAAGCCGCGAUCACGAUUAACCUCAUCGUCUUCCUCAUCAUUUCGUUCGUGUCCGUUCAGCCGGCGGUCCAAGAAUCCAAUACUCGGGCGGGUCUGGCCCAGGCUGCGAUGGUCACCGUCUACUGCACGUACCUCACCUUGUCCGCCGUUUCGAUGGAGCCCGAUGACAACAACUGCAACCCGCUGAUCCGCUCGCGGGGAACCCGAACCGUCACUAUCGUCCUGGGUGCCAUUGUGACCAUGGCGACCAUCGCGUACACGACCACGCGCGCUGCUACUCAGGGAAUCGCAUUGGGAUCCAAGGGUGGUCACAACUACGCUGCGCUGGGCACGGAGGACAACGAGCACGGCCUCAUCACCCAACAGCCCAACAGUCGCCGGGAAAUGCGCGCCGAGGCUCUCCGGGCCGCGGUUGAGAGCGGGAGUUUGCCGGCUAGUGCCCUGGAUGAGAGCGAUGACGAAGAAGAGUUUGAGAACAGCAACAAGGACGACGAACGCGUCUCGACGCAGUACAACUACUCGCUCUUCCACGUUAUUUUCUUCCUCGCCACGACCUGGGUGGCAACUUUGCUGGCUCAAGGCUUGCAGGUCGAGUCCACCAUGGACUUUGCUCCGGUAGGCCGCACUUACUGGGCCAGCUGGGUGAAGAUCGUCAGCGCGUGGGUGUGCUAUGCGAUCUAUUUGUGGACGCUGGUUGCACCCGUUCUUCUGCCAGAUCGCUUCGGCGUUUACUAG